GCCUGGUCUCCAUAGAGAAGCGGAGCCGCCCCUCGCGCUCUCCCUCCCAGCUCCUCUCCGCCUCCCGCGCCAGGAGAGGGCGGGCGGGGAGGCGGCGCCCGGUGCCAGGAGGAGGGAGGAGGCAGGGGGCGGAGCGGAGGCAGCACCUUCCGAGAUAAUCCUUUCUCCUGCGGCAGAGGAGAGAGGAGCAGCCGGAGCGAGCGGGGCACCUCGCCGAGGCUUCGCGGGGCCGGCAGGAUGGCGACCGUGGUGGUGGAAGCCGCGGAGCCCGAGCUGUCCGGCGGCAUCGCCAACCCGGCGGCGGCGGCGGCGGCGGCGGCGGCGUCCACUUCGCCCAGCCUGUCGCACCGCUUCCUCGACAGCAAGUUCUACCUGCUGGUGGUGGUCGGCGAGAUAGUGACCGAGGAGCACCUGCGGCGCGCCAUCGGCAACAUUGAGCUGGGAAUCCGAUCAUGGGACACAAACCUGAUUGAAUGCAACUUAGACCAGGAGCUGAAACUUUUUGUAUCUCGACACUCUGCAAGAUUCUCUCCUGAAGUCCCAGGACAAAAGAUCCUUCAUCACCGGAGUGACGUGCUGGAAACAGUAGUCCUGAUCAACCCUUCAGACGAAGCAGUCAGCACUGAGGUGCGUUUGAUGAUCACUGACGCUGCUCGACACAAGCUGCUUGUGCUGACUGGGCAGUGCUUUGAAAAUACUGGGGAGCUCAUUCUCCAGUCCGGCUCUUUCUCCUUCCAGAACUUCAUAGAAAUUUUCACCGAUCAAGAGAUUGGGGAAUUACUGAGUACCACCCAUCCUGCCAACAAAGCUAGUUUGACCCUCUUCUGUCCCGAAGAAGGAGACUGGAAGAAUUCCAACCUUGACAGACACAAUCUCCAAGACUUCAUCAAUAUUAAACUCAACUCAGCUUCUAUAUUGCCAGAAAUGGAAGGACUUUCCGAGUUCACCGAGUAUCUCUCAGAAUCAGUGGAAGUCCCAUCUCCCUUUGAUAUCCUGGAACCCCCCACAUCGGGUGGAUUUCUAAAGCUUUCCAAGCCAUGUUGCUACAUUUUUCCAGGAGGGAGGGGUGAUUCUGCCUUGUUUGCAGUGAACGGAUUCAAUAUGCUCAUCAAUGGAGGGUCAGAAAGAAAAUCCUGCUUCUGGAAGCUCAUCCGACACUUGGACCGAGUGGACUCCAUCCUGCUCACCCACAUUGGGGACGACAAUUUGCCUGGAAUAAACAGCAUGCUGCAGCGGAAAAUCGCAGAGCUUGAGGAAGAGCAGUCCCAAGGCUCCACCACUAACAGUGACUGGAUGAAAAACCUCAUCUCCCCUGACUUAGGCGUUGUGUUUCUCAAUGUCCCAGAAAAUCUGAAAAACCCAGAGCCAAACAUCAAGAUGAAAAGAAGCAUAGAAGAAGCUUGCUUCACUCUCCAGUAUCUAAGCAAAUUGUCCAUGAAACCAGAACCUCUGUUCAGAAGUGUAGGCAACGCCAUUGAUCCUGUCAUUCUUUUCCAAAAAAUGGGAGUUGGUAAACUUGAGAUGUAUGUGCUUAACCCAGUCAAGAGUAGCAAGGAAAUGCAGUAUUUUAUGCAGCAGUGGACUGGCACCAACAAAGACAAGGCUGAAUUUAUGCUGCCUAAUGGUCAAGAAAUAGAUAUUCCAAUUUCCUACUUAACCUCAGUCUCAUCUUUGAUUGUAUGGCAUCCAGCAAACCCUGCAGAGAAAAUCAUCCGAGUCCUGUUUCCUGGAAACAGCACCCAAUACAAUAUUCUGGAGGGACUGGAAAAGCUCAAACAUUUAGACUUCCUGAAACAGCCACUGGCCACCCAGAAAGAUCUAACUGGCCAGGUGGCUGCGCCUGCUGUGAAACAAGUAAAACUGAAACAGAGGGCUGAUAGCCGAGAGAGUCUGAAGCCAGCCACAAAACCACUUGCCAGCAAAUCUGUGCGAAAGGAGUCUAAAGAAGAGACUCCGGAAGUCACAAAAGCAAAUCACGUGGAAAAGCCACCCAAAAUUGAAAGCAAAGAAAAAGUAACAGUGAAAAAAGACAAGCCAGUAAAAACAGAGACCAAACCUCCAGUGACCGAAAAGGAGGUGCCUAGCAAAGAAGAACAGCCUCCGGUGAAAGCCGAGGUGGCUGAAAAGCAAGCCACAGAUGUCAAACCCAAAGUCACCAAGGAGAAGGUGGUGAAAAAGGAAACAAAAGUCAAGUCUGACGAAAAGAAAGAGGAGAAGGAAAAGCCAAAGAAAGAAGUGGCUAAAAAGGAGGACAAAACACCUAUCAAGAAGGAGGAAAAACCAAAAAAGGAAGAAGUGAAAAAGGAAGUAAAAAAAGAAAUCAAGAAAGAAGAGAAAAAAGAAAUCAAGAAAGAGGUUAAGAAGGAAACACCCCUGAAGGAAGCCAAGAAGGAAGUUAAGAAGGAAGACAAGAAGGAAAUUAAAAAGGAAGAAAAGGAACCCAAAAAAGAAAUUAAGAAACUUCCUAAAGAUGUAAAGAAAUCAUCUACUCCUCUAUCUGAAGCAAAGAAACCAGCUGCAUUAAAACCAAAAGUACCCAAGAAGGAAGAAUCUGCCAAGAAAGAUUCUCUUGCUGCCGGGAAGCUAAAGGAGAAGGGGAAAAUUAAAGUCAUUAAGAAGGAAGGCAAGACAACAGAGGCUGCAGCGGCAGCCAUCGGCACUGUGGCCACUGCAGCGGCUGUGGUGGCAGCAGCUGGAAUAGCAACCACUGGCCCUGCCAAAGAACUGGAAGCUGAGAGGUCCCUUAUGUCAUCCCCUGAGGAUCUAACCAAGGAUUUUGAAGAACUAAAGGCUGAAGAGGUCAAUGUAGCAAAAGACAUCAAGCCUCAGCUGGAGCUGAUUGAAGAUGAAGAGAAACUGAAGGCAACUGAGCCAGUCACUCAAAAAGAGACAGAAGUCAUCAAAGGUUCUGCUGAGUCCCCUGAUGAGGGAAUUACCACCACCGAAGGGGAGGGUGAAUGUGAGCAAACACCAGAGGAGCUGGAGCCAGUUGAGAAGCAAGGGGUGGAGGACAUCGAAAAAUUUGAAGAUGAAGGAGCAGGUUUUGAAGAAUCUUCAGAGACUGGAGACUAUGAAGAGAAGGCAGAAACCGAAGAGGCUGAAGAGCCAGAAGAGGAUGGUGAAGAAAACGUGUGUGUGAGCACCUCCAAGCACAGCCUCAUGGAGGAGGAGGAAAGUGCCAAGGCUGAGGCAGAUGCACACAUCAAGGAGAAGAGGGAGUCUGUGGCCAGUGGUGAUGACCGAGCAGAAGAAGACAUGGAUGAGGCAGUGGAGAAAGGAGAAGCUGAACAAUCUGAGGAGGAGGAAGAUGAGGAAGACAAAGCUGAGGAUGCCAGAGAGGAAGGAUAUGAGCCUGAAAAAGCUGAAGCUGAAGAUUAUGUGAUGGCCGUGGUUGACAAGGCUGCGGAGGCUAGUGGUGCUGAGGAUCAGUAUGGAUUCCUUACCACUUCAACCAAGCAACAUGGAGCCCAGUCUCCUGCCCAGGAACCUGCAUCUACAAUUCAGGAUGAGACUUUACCUGGAGGCUCAGAAAGUGAGGCCACUGCUUCUGAUGAGGAGAAUCGAGAAGACCAGCCUGAAGAAUUCACUGCCACCUCUGGCUACACUCAGUCUACCAUUGAGAUAUCCAGUGAGCCCACCCCAAUGGAUGAGAUGUCUACUCCUCGCGAUGUGAUGAGCGAUGAGACCAACAAUGAGGAGACAGAAUCCCCAUCUCAAGAAUUCGUAAACAUCACAAAAUAUGAGUCUUUGCUGUAUUCUCAGGAAUACACCAAACCUGCUGUCACAUCACUCAAUGGGUUAUCUGAAGGCUCAAAAACAGAUGCCACUGAUGGGAAAGAUUACAAUGCUUCAGCCUCCACCAUCUCACCACCUUCAUCUAUGGAGGAAGACAAAUUUAGCAAAUCUGUUCUACGUGAUGCUUACUGUGCCGGAGAGAAAGACAAGAAAGCCAAUGCCACGUUGGAGAUCAAAGAUACCAGCUCAGCAGUUUCAGAUGAAAAACUUAGUCCAUCCAAGAGCCCAUUUCUGAGCCCGUCUCCACCAUCACCCCUGGAAAAGACGCCCCUGGGUGAACGCAGUGUGAACUUUUCUCUGACACCCAAUGAGAUUAAAGUCCCAGGAAAGACAAAAGCAGCCCCAGUAUCUCCUGAAGUGACCCAAGAAGUAGUGGAAGAACAUUGUGCUAGUCCUGAGGAUAAGACCCUGGAAGUGGUGUCUCCAUCUCAGUCUGUGACUGGCAGUGCUGGCCACACACCUUACUACCAAUCUCCAACUGAGGAAAAAACCAGUCACCUCCCCACAGAAGUCAUUGAAAAAUCAUCAGCAGUUCCAGUGAGCUUUGAAUUCAGUGAAGCCAAAGAUGAGAAUGAAAGGGCUUCCAUAAGCCCCAUGGAUGAGCCUGUUCCUGACUCAGCGUCUCCUAUUGAAAAAGUGUUGUCUCCUUUACGGAGCCCUCCUCUUAUUGGAUCUGAGUCUGCCUAUGAAAGUUUUCUGAGUGCUGAUCACAAGGCUCCCAGUAGAUAUACUGAAAGUCCCUUUGAAGGAAAGAAUGUGAAAAAAGGCUUUUCAGACCAAAUAAGUCCAGUUUCUGACAUGACUUCCACUGGUCUCUUCCAAGACAAACAGCAAGGGAAAAGCACAGACUUUAUCCCAAUAAAAGAAGACUUUGGUCAACAAAAGAAAACUGACAGUGUUGAAACCAUGAGCUCUCAAUCAGGACUGGCUUUAGAUGAAAGGAAGUUAGGAGGAGAUGUUUCUCCUACACAAAUAGAUGUCAGUCAGUUUGGAUCUUUUAAAGAAGACACUAAGAUGUCCAUUUCUGAAGGUACUGUUUCAGACAAGUCAGCUACCCCUGUUGAUGAAGGUGUAGCAGAAGACACAUACUCUCAUAUGGAGGGUGUGGCCUCAGUCUCCACAGCCUCUGUGGCUACAAGCUCAUUUCCAGAGCCAACAACAGAUGACGUGUCUCCAUCUUUGCAUGCUGAGGUCGGUUCCCCCCAUUCCACAGAAGUAGACGACUCUCUUUCCGUGUCUGUCGUGCAAACGCCUACCACUUUUCAGGAAACAGAAAUGUCUCCAUCUAAAGAAGAAUGCCCAAGACCAAUGUCAAUUUCUCCACCAGACUUUUCCCCUAAAACAGCCAAAUCCAGGACACCCAUUCAAGAUCAUAGGUCUGAACAAUCCUCCAUGUCUAUUGAAUUUGGUCAAGAAUCCCCUGAGCACUCCCUUGCUAUGGACUUUAGUCGACAGUCUCCAGAUCACCCUACAAUGGGUGCGAGUGUGCUUCACAUCACUGAAAAUGGGCCAACUGAGGUGGACUACAGUCCUUCUGACAUGCAGGACUCUAGUUUAUCGCAUAAGAUAGCACCAAUGGAGGAGCCAUCCUACACCCAAGAUAAUGAUCUUUCAGAGCUCAUCUCAGUAUCUCAGGUCGAGGCCUCCCCGUCCACCUCUUCUGCACAUACCCCUUCUCAGAUAGCUUCUCCUCUCCAAGAAGAUACUCUAUCUGAUGUUGUUCCUCCCAGAGAUAUAUCAUUAUAUGCCUCACUCACCUCUGAAAAAGUGAGAAAUCUGGAAGGAGAGGCAUUGUCACCAAAAUCUGAUAUUUCUCCACUCACCCCAAGAGAGUCUUCUCCUUUAUAUUCACCUGGUUUUUCAGAUUCUACCUCCGCAGUCAAAGAGAACACAGCAGCUUAUGACACGUCUGCUCCUCCAUCAAUGGAAGCAACAUCCACAGAGCCCUAUGGCUUCCGUGCCUCGAUGCUGUUUGAUACAAUGCAACGCCAUCUAGCCUUGAAUAGAGAUUUGACCACAUCUGGUUUGGAGAAGGACAAUGGAGGGAAGACUCCUGGUGACUUCAGCUAUGCCUACCAGAAGCCUGAGAAAACAAGCAGUUCCCCAGAUAAAGAAGGUUACCCCUAUGAGUCUUAUGAGAAACCCACCCGAACCCCAGAGAAGGGUGGCUAUUACUAUGAGAAGACAGAGAGAACCACUAAGGCCCCAAAUGACAGUGGCUAUUCUUAUGAGACCAUUGAGAAAACCACCAAGACUCCUGAAGAUGGUGGCUGUGCUUAUGAAAUUACUGAAAAGACCACACGGGCCCCGGAAGAGGGUGGGUACUCAUACGAGAUAAGUGAGAAGACAACAAGAACCCCUGAAUUGAGUGGUUAUAGCUACGAAAAGACUGAGAGGUCUAGUAGACUGCUGGAUGACAUCAGCAAUGGCUAUGAUGACUCUGAAGAUGGUGGCCACACACCUGGAGAUUCCAGCUACUCUUAUGAGACCACUGAGAAAAUUUCCAGUUUCCCUGAGUCUGAAAGUUACACCUAUGAGACAUCUACAAAAACUACACGAACCCCUGAUGCUUCCACAUACUGCUAUGAGACGUCAGAGAAAAUCACUAGAACCCCUCAGGGGAGUACAUAUUCCUAUGAGACUUCAGACCAGUGCUACACUACAGAAAAUAAGUCCCCCUCGGAGGCUCGCCAGGAUGUUGACUUAUGCCUCGUGUCCUCCUGUGAAUACAAACAUCCCAAGACAGAGCUGUCACCCUCCUUCAUUAAUCCCAAUCCUCUCGAGUGGUUUGCCAGUGAAGAGCCAACUGAAGAAUCUGAGAGGCCCCUCACCCAAUCAGGGGGUGGCCCUCCGCCUCCAGGAGGAAAGCCACAGGGGCGACAAUGUGAUGAAACCCCUCCCACCUCAGUCAGCGAGUCGGCCCCAUCUCAGACUGACUCCGAUGUCCCCCCGGAGACUGAAGAGUGUCCCUCCAUCACAGCUGAUGCAAAUAUCGACUCUGAAGAUGAAUCAGAAACCAUCCCCACAGACAAAACCGUCACAUACAAACACAUGGACCCACCUCCAGCCCCCAUGCAGGACCGCAGCCCUUCUCCACGCCACCCUGAUGUGUCCAUGAUGGACCCAGAGGCCUUGGCCAAUGAGCAGAACCUGGGCAAAGCUCUGAAGAAAGACCUGAAAGAGAAGACCAAAACCAAAAAGCCAGGUACAAAGACCAAGUCAUCUUCGCCUGUCAAAAAGAGUGAUGGGAAGUCCAAGCCUUCUGCAGCUUCACCCAAACCAGGGGGCUUGAAAGAAUCUUCAGAGAAGGUAUCCAGAGUAACUUCUCCUAAGAAGAAGGAAUCAGUGGAAAAAACAACAAAACCCACCACCACACCUGAGGUCAAAGCUGCACGUGGGGAAGAGAAAGACAAGGAGACCAAGAAUGCCGCCAACGCCUCCGCAUCCAAAUCAGUCAAAACUGCAACUGCAGGACCAGGGACCACCAAGACAACCAAACCCUCAGCUGUGCCUCCAGGCCCGCCUGUGUACUUGGACCUGUGCUAUAUUCCCAACCACAGCAAUAGUAAGAAUGUCGAUGUCGAAUUUUUCAAGAGAGUGAGGUCGUCCUACUACGUGGUGAGUGGGAAUGACCCUGCUGCCGAGGAGCCCAGCCGGGCUGUCCUGGAUGCCCUGUUGGAAGGGAAGGCCCAGUGGGGCAGCAACAUGCAGGUGACCCUGAUCCCGACUCAUGACUCCGAGGUGAUGAGGGAAUGGUACCAGGAGACCCAUGAGAAACAACAAGACCUCAACAUCAUGGUUCUAGCAAGCAGCAGCACUGUGGUUAUGCAAGAUGAAUCCUUCCCUGCAUGCAAGAUCGAACUGUAAAGACCAAGGCCAGCCACACCACAGGAUUUGAACUUUGUUUCCAGAAAUUCUUCAGUUUGAAACUACUUUUUCUAAAAAGUCAAUUCAUCUAAAUAAGUCACUGAACUGUUACCUGCCAAAUGCUAUACUGUGUCAUGGUGGUGCAAGUCACUAAUAUUGCUCAGUUUUUGCUGAUUGCUAAGGGAAAUAACAGUAUCCCCACAAUAGGGUUCAAGUUACUGCAAAAUGACCUACCCUAGUUCAUCUCUGCUGAACAUUUGGAAUUCAUGCACUAGCAAACUCAAUUGACUUCUGCUAGGUAGAGGCAUUUGUCUUAGAGAGGAAGAGAGAAAGCAAGAGGAAGAGAGGAAGAGAGAGAGAGAGAGAGAAUGCAGGAAAGAGAGAGAAUGAGAAAGAAAAAGAAUGCAAGGGAAGGAGAUAUAAUGGUAGAGAGGGCUGGUGAGAUACCCAGAGAGGAAAAGGGAGAACAGGGUGGGGUAAGGAAGAGAAAAUAACCAAUAAUUUGGUCUGCAUUUUCUUAGGCAGUUUAUAUUCUGUAGUCCAUAUAUGCAGAGUUUUCAACUUGUGUCAGUCUGAGUUAUCAAAAAGGGUCUUGAUUUUCUAAAACAAGCUGGCUGGAAGAACACUAAAGAACAAAACUUUUCCUGAGGGCAUGUGAGAUUUUCAUGCUGUAAUUAAGCUCCUUCAGUUGAAUGCUGCACACUGACAUAACGUAGUGAGUGUAGAUUGGACACACAAGUGGUUUGAACCCCAUUUGGAACUCUCAGACUCUUCCAACACAUGAGUAGAUUGGUCUAAGGCAUGUUCCCAGCACUUUGUGUACCCAGUUAGUUCACUCUGAGUCAAUUAACCUGCAUGCGGAAACAACCAAUUCCACCCCAAUGAACAAGCAAAUACCAAAGCAGUUGGGAGGACAUACGGUAGACAAUUUGCCUUAGAAAGUGACUUGAAUGUACAAAGAUACUUGAUGCACUUAUUUUUUAAUGCGAGACAGCAAGUAUAUUAAACAUUCAUGUAGGAUUAUAGCUACUCCAGUUACAGGAGCAUGUGUGUACGCGUGUGGGGGUACUAGAAGCCAAUCUGAUUGGUGCAACAGUUUGAUGCUGAGUCAUGCACGUAGUUUACCACCUCAGUGCCCCUCUGGCCCCUCAGCCAAACACGCUGAGCCUUUAAUAGCUUCUUUACUACUGUGAGCUCAAGAUUGAAGUGGCUUCUAUGAUCAGAACUGGGAAACUGAAUUGAAUGAUGGAAGAGGUUUUUCAGCAAGUAUACAGUAUUUACCUUCCUUUGUCUUGCAUUGGCUUUUUUUUUUCUUUUCCAUUUUUCGUUAAAUUCAGUAUAAUUAUGGGAACAAGUGUACAAAAGAAAAAAAAUUUUUUUUAAGCUAUGUCAGGACUUUUCAUAGAUGAACUUUUUAACAAAUGUUUUCAUUUGCAGGAAAAUGCAAAGAAAAUUUUCAAGUGACAGUUUUUUGUUUUGUUUGUUUUUGUUUUUUAAGUGUUUCGUAAGACAAAAUGGAUAAUGUUUUUGAAGUUCUGGCGAGAUUGAAGUCUGAUAUUGCAGUGGUAAUAUUUAUUAAAGCCCAUAACUGUCCUGCAGGAAGUGAUCCCUCCCACCCUGCUUCAUACAUAACAAUCUGAGUAUGUGCUGUUUGCGAGUGGGGAGAAAGGCGUGGUAGUCUACUUUCCCAGGCUUCCACAUCACCCAGUGAUAUCCUGCAUUCUUCUUUCAAGAUCUUCAACCAUGAGGUUAAAGAGCCAAGACACGUUCAAAAAACCCUAGUGAAAAUUUGCUUUGGGAUUUCUUUUCUGGAAAAAAAUAAAAAUAAAAAAGAAACAAUACAUUGAAAACAAAUGAAUUCCCAACUCUUACUGUUCAUCGUGUAGAGUUCAGAGAUUGUUCCCAUCAUUGAACUAUAAAUCUGGGAAGCCAGAUCACGAUUCAAACGGACGUCAGGCCUCGAGUGACAGAUCCAUCACCCGGUGUCCUGGCGUGACGAACUUCUCAGUGACGACUGUGCUGUGCUCUGUCAUGUGGCGUUUCCCGCAGAUUCUGAGAUCUACGGAGUAGUGAACAAUGACCUCAUUUUAUUUAUUUCAAAAGUAACAUUUUAGUUUAUUUUUGUCUGAUAAGUGUAUGUUUUGCACUGCUAACUACUAUGAGGGUUUAAACAAUGCUUCUUCAGGGUCCCUUCACUGAGGACCUAUGCAGUCUACUUAAUGCUGUGAAUUACAUUUUCAAAUGUUUAAUUUUUUUAAGAAAAAUUAAUAUUCUAUUUUUUUUAGGUUUCUCUAGAAAUGCAGCUUUUAUUUAUUACUCCAUUUCCCCCCCAAGUCCUUAAUAACAACACAUUAAGGGUACAAAAUAUUACCACAUGAUGGAAAACUCAUUGUGACAAAAAUGAAUUUAAUUGAGCAUAAACUCACCUGCUUUAAACUUAUUUAAUGAGACAACCUAAGAUACCCAAGACAAUGAUUUAACGAUUGGGGGUUGAGUUAGCCCACAUUAUGCAUGGGAAGAGGAACAGAUUCCCAGUCUUCUUGCCAAAUCCAGACCUCUGGUUGACUUUUCUUUGAUAGAAGAUGGAAUUAUUCUCCAAUUUCUCCAAUUAAAUUUACUUAACAUGUCUUUUUUUUUUUUUUUUUUUUUUUUUUUUUUUUUGCUUUAAAAAUAUACAAACAUUUUAGGAGCAUUAUAACCAGUCUUCAAUUAUAAUGAUUUUUAUCCCACUCCUUUUUUCUUUUUUUUGCUUUGGGAUUUAAGGGAAACAUAAACAAGCUGGUCUUUGUAAAAAUAUACAGCUGGUCUUUUUCCUAUGAAAUAUCAGUACCUUUCUUCAUUCAUUGUUCUCAGUGAUGACCACAGAGCCCAAGUGUACCAGGAAAACCAAUAUUUGCAUUACAGGUUGCUCCUGUCCUUCCAGAAACCUUUUCUCUACCUGGGUGACUAACCUAAUCUUGCUGGUCCCAUAAAUACACAAUUAGUUUAGUAUCAGCCAUCACAAUGUACCAUGUACAUUCAUGGUGAGAGCUAAAGAUUGACACAGUCUUCUAGGAGCUGUAUUCAUGCUGGUUACUUGAUCCAAUUGUAUAGAUGGAAUAUUUGAGUGGAAGGAAUUUACACUCUUUAAGUGAUGGGAUUCCAUCGAGAUAGCACUCAUGAUCAUGACCUUUUUGGUAGUAUUCUUAAGCAAAAUUCUACAGAGACUAAAUGUUAGAGAAGACCCUCCAUUUUCAAUUUUAACUAAUUAUAUCCCCUUUCUCAAGACCCAACCCUUGUGCAUGCUUUCUCAGCCUUGUGGGACUGGAUACAAUGACUGACCCCCCUCCCCAAACACCAUUUUCCAUGGAGUUAAAAAAAUUUUUUUCUUAACCUUACAUAUCAUAGUGAAUGGUUUCCCCAGUGUAUAUGAAUGUUUUAAGUGUCUCCAAUAGCUUAUGCAGUUUAGAAGCUUUUCAAUAGUCAUUUAAUAAGAUUAAAUCAUUUGCUAAUUGGGAAUUUUACCACCUUCCAUUGUUCCUGUAUUACCAAACUUCAGCUCUUGGGAGCUGUUCUAUGAUUCUGAACUGCUUUUCUUGCUUCUCUUAGUCCCCUGUCUGUCACAGGAGGUUCUCGCUCAGUGAUGACAUUGUGAGUUAGAUUUAAUAACCUUAUUUUCUUUGCGCUUCAGAUGUAGAAGAAAAGAUCCUGCUUCCAUUUGAAAGGAACUGUAAGCUUUUAUCUUCUAACUAACUGAACAACACACCAAAAGCAGCCUAAGGAUGAGCAUUUCUUUGAAAGCAAUUAGGUUCUUCACCUGGUAUUAAAACGAUUUACUAUUUUAAAAAAAUCUGUGACUUUCUUGGUUUAAAAGGCAGCAUCAAAAACUGCAAAGGAAGGGGGAAAUAGCUUCUCUGCACUUGUUCGGAGCUCCCAGAGCCGACCAUCGAGAUGGGGCAUCCAGCCCAUCUGCCCUUUCGGGAACACCCUGGCCAAGGCCAGGUCGGGGGGCUUCUGUACGCAGAAGGCAGCCCUCCUCCUUCCGGCCCCGGAACAAGGUGAUCUUGCGGCUGGUGGAGAGGCAUACCCCCCCCUCUCUUAUUCUGAAUGGUGUUUGUGUCAGUCUGCAGCUGUGUAUGGUAUUAUGUCUUAUAAUCCUGCAUCACUUCUAUCCUAUCCAGUCAUAUCUAAUGUAGAAAAUUAGUUUCCAGUGGAAGUAAUAUGUAGUGCUUUUAUGAUAUUUGUGUGCAAUAUCCCCUCUUCCAUUGAGGAUAUUUGAUGUAAAAGAUUAAAAAACAAAAUGCAGUUCCACAAUAAAAUACAAAAGUGGCAAAAGUU
Pipistrellus kuhlii (Kuhl's pipistrelle) is the source of this 11979-nucleotide messenger RNA. It is a transcript of the gene MAP1B, whose product is annotated as microtubule associated protein 1B. Gene Ontology annotation, cellular component: microtubule associated complex; dendrite; neuronal cell body. Gene Ontology annotation, molecular function: actin binding; microtubule binding. Gene Ontology annotation, biological process: microtubule cytoskeleton organization; regulation of microtubule depolymerization; dendrite development. NCBI's taxonomy places the organism in Eukaryota, Metazoa, Chordata, Mammalia, Chiroptera, Vespertilionidae. The transcript is spliced from 7 exons. Bases 238 to 7662 code for a protein of 2474 amino acids. The record is from RefSeq and is a predicted model, not a curated record.